CUGUUAAGUUGUUGAUUUCUAAUUAGUUGUCAUUUCUAUUUCCUUUCUUUUUUGAUUCUUAUUUAUUUCACAAUUAAUUAUGAAGUUAAUCUGGUUUAAUAGUGUUAAUGAUUAUCUAAGGGAAUAGAACUUUUAGUAACCACAAUGUUUGUGCCUAUGUUGUUUGUUCUUUGGGCGAGAAAUUAUGCUUCCUAUGAAUGUGGAUCAAAGGUAAUUGCAGCUAAUUCUGAAGCUGAAGGAACACCAAGGAUACUCAAUGAGAUGAUGGAUGAAUAUCUUUUAAACCCAUGUAAAGCUCAGAUUUGGUUUAUUGUUGAGCUUUGUGAAUCUAUUCAACCAUUGGGAUUUGAAUUGGCCAAUUAUGAGCUUUUCUCGUCCACACCCAAAGAUUUUACCGUCUAUGGUAGUGAAAACUAUCCAACCCGUGAAUGGAUUAAUUUAGGAUCUUUUACUGCUCAAGAUGUUCGAACCAUCCAAAGGUUUGAGCUACAGUCACAGUCGCGUUUUUUUAAAUAUAUGAAAGUAGAAAUGAAAUCACAUUAUGGUGCAGAACAUUAUUGUCCUCUUUCGGUGAUAAGAUUUUUUGGUACCUCAAUGGUUGAAGAAUUUGAUGCCAUAGAAAAUGGUGGCUCGGUGGAAAAGAAUCUUCUUUAUACUGAAGUGGAUAAUCUUGCCUCAUAUGAAUCAUCACAAUCAACUGUUUCUCCUACGUCAUCUCAAAGUCAUCCUGCUAACCUUAUUGGAACAGCGAGAGAAGUUGUAAUGAAUAUGGUUCGAAAAGCUGCCAUGGCUUUAUCUAAAUUUCCAUCUCAAGAAUCAGAGAAUUUCAAUAAAAGUGAACCUGACCCGCUUACAGAGCAAAGAACAUCAGAUGUUUUACAAUUGUCCUUGAGUUCAAUUAAAUUGAUGCCCUGGUUGGAUAAAAUUCUAAAAAAUUGUAACGACUGUGGUAGUAUAUUCGUUGAGACAAUUAGUUCAUCAUCUUGUAGUGAUUCAACUCCCAACCAGAGACUAUGUGAUUACAUUAAAGUUCUUCUGGGUAUUAAAACCUAUGCCAUUCUCUGUGAAGAGGUCAACAAGGAGCCAAUGCUUCGUUUCCGAUGUCCACUUCAAUCAUAUUUUAUCAAUAGUACUAAUCCUUUAUUCCUAAAUGGUGUUGGUCCUGAUGAGAUUCAAUCUUCUGAUAACUUGGUUCCAUCCUAUCUUACCAAUAUUUUAUCUGACCCUUUUUCAUCUUCAUCUCAACAAUCAAGUGAAAACAAUUCCCAAAGUAAAGUUGUCUUAGAUCAACCAUCAACCCAACAGCAACCUUUCAUUGUUGAAACGGUUUCUCCAUCAUCUGUCAUUGAAGGAUCUUUACUCUCCUCAAUUACCAGUGUCCCAUUUGAACCUAAUUACAAUGAAAGUGAAAAUUUGAAACCAAGUGAACUAAUUACCGAUUUAGUCAAUAAUAAUAAUACAACCAACACACCCUCAUUUGAUCAUGAGACUGAUAAAUUAGCUGGACAAUCAAUUGAUUCCAGUUCUUCCUCUUCUACCGAUACAAAUAGGGAGAAAACUUUAGAGGAGACACCAACACUUUCUUCAUCAUCAUCAUCAUACCAAACUUCAUCCACUUUACAACCAUCAACAGCAUCUCAACAACCACCACAACCGUUAAAUCAUCAAGCACAACCUAAUCAAGCUCAACAGCAACAACAAGCAUCUUCAUCGCCUGGAGCUACACAACCAAUUGCUCCCACAAACACCGCUAAUUGGGUUCCAUUGAGUGCAAGUCAAGCUAAAGAAUCGGUUUUCAUAAGAAUGAGCAACAAAAUUAAAGCAUUAGAAGUUAAUCUAACUUUAAGCAAUCAAAUAUUAGAAGAUCUUAGCCAAAAAUAUAAGAAAAAUUUAGAGGAAAUGCAAAGAAUUAUGGACGAAACAAUUAACAAAUUAAAUGAAACAGCAACUAUGGCCAUCGAAAAGGAUAACAAGAAACAAGAAUUAAUUGAUGAUCUAAUUAAUCGAUUAAGUUUAGCCGAAGAUCAGCUUUCUCUUUUCAUAGCAGAAAAGGAGAAUAUGCAUUGGUCAUUAAUUGGAAUCCAUAUUGUAUUACUUGUAGUCGAGAUAAUUAUCAUAUUUAGUAUUGUUUCAAUUUAUCUUAAAAGAGCAUCAGCUCGUCUAUCCAACCAAUAUCGUGAUCAUGUAAAUUCAUUUCAAACCAAAUAUCAAAAUGGAUUAAGAAAUCACAAUUCAAGUUCUAUUUCCUUAAAAAGGCCAAAACUUUCUCCCUAUGUAUUUAAACCAUCGGCUGCCAAAAGCAAACGAAUCGAAGGUAGUUUUAAACGACAAUAUAUUUCAUUUUAUAUUCAUUCAUCUAAAUUGCAUCACGAGAUUGAUCCGACAAUCUUAAAACUUAAAAGUCAACAAAACAACAAUCAAGCAAACAAAGAAACGGAUGAAAAUACACCACCACCAUCACCAAAUAAUCUCAAGCUUAAUUUUCCUAAAUCUAAUUGUUGUUACUGUUUAAUCUCAUCAAGCAUAACAAACAAAUGAGCUUAUCAUUUAAGUUUGAAAAUUUUCCCCAUUCUUUUCUCUCUCUCUCACUCUCUCUCUCUCUCUCUUUCUCUCUCCUGUCAUCAAAAGUCAAAAUAACCUUGAUAAAUUAUCAAGGAUAACAUGUAAUUCAAUAACAUCAUCAUCAUCAUCAUCCUCAUCGUCAUCAUCAUCACCAGUUAUGUGAAUAUAAAUAUAUACUAUGUAAUUUGCUAAAUCAAGAAGCUUCAUUAUUGAUUUUCCAUAAAUCACUUCAUAUAAAUUGUCCCACAAAUUGAUUAAUUGAUGAUUAUUGAUUAAUACAUAGCAAAUAAUACUUAACAAA
Molecule: messenger RNA, 2863 nt
Organism: Panonychus citri (citrus red mite)
Lineage: Eukaryota; Metazoa; Arthropoda; Arachnida; Trombidiformes; Tetranychidae
Product: SUN domain-containing ossification factor-like
Exons: 2
Coding region: 145-2538 (797 amino acids)
Biological process (GO): protein folding in endoplasmic reticulum
Cellular component (GO): cytoplasm; membrane
Source: RefSeq, a predicted model, not a curated record